GGUACCCUAUGGUUUUCCUUUGCGGGAUCUAUUUUGCCAGCUUCUAAACCUUCUCAUGCUUUAUGUUUUUUUAUGGUGACCGAAGGCCUGCAACUUGUCCGGACGCUCCCUCCCCACUCGCAAGGGAGGGAGACUUUGCUGACCUUGGGUAAGAGGAGCAGCUUUCCAGGAGAAGAAAGAUGUGGUGUCACCUGCUCAACUCACCGUGGCGGGACAUGUUAGCUGAGCAGAUAUUUGCUUUAACUUGAAAAGCUCUUCCUCUGGCGGAAUUGACAGCUCGGCGAUAACGUGUUUAAUAGAUCAUUUUACACCUCAGUCGUAGGAUUUGAUGGACCGCCUUUGGGGAUCUUUGCUUGGAACCUAGCUUGGUUCAGUGACUCCUUCAAAAAGGCUUCAUCUGUUGGAUAUUACAUGCUUCCCUUGGAUCUAAUACUUUGCUAACACACGCUUGGAUACUGUGGAGAUUCUCCUUGGGGUUUUUUUUUUUUUGCACACAAGUGGAGGUUCGAGAGGAGCCAGCAUUUGGCUUUUGAAGAGUCUGAUUCUGUGUAAGAGGAGGGUUUUUCUGGAUGUUGUCCAUGAAGGACAUGGAUGGCCCUCGAUCCAGCGGCCUCCGCAAGAAGAGGAAGUCAAGGUCGGCGAGGGACCGGGAGAGGAGAUCAAAUGGGGUAAGAAACAACCACGUUAAGGGCUCUGUGUUUCGCCUCUCCUCUGACUCGGAGCGGGAGGGCGACAGGGAGCCCUCCUCAUCCCGUCCUAGACCCCCGCGGAGGAAGCGAAAGGAGUCUACUUCUGCUGAAGAGGAUAUCAUCGAUGGAUUCUCCAUCACUGGGUUCGUGACCCUGGAGGCUCUGGAGAAGAACAUGACACUGAAGCCCCAGCAGUGCCGAGACAACCAGGCGGGGCCCCUGCUCAAGAAAAGGCCCUCCAGAGUCCCCAACGGCCUGAGCCUGGAGCCCUGCAAGAACAAUCACCAUCACCAGCAGCCUUCAGACCAGGAGAACAACCCGCGCCUGGCACACAAACACGGCAAGAGGAAGAAGAAACACCUCAGCAAGAAACACAAGAGGCUGAAGCCGGGGCAGAACAACUGCAAGGACAGCGACAGCGAGAGCGUAAGUGGAGAGUCCAAGCCGUCCAUCAGGAGCAGCUCCAGAGACAGGCUGACAGAUGGUGACACAGAGAGCGACCAAGACGACAAGGUUUCCGAUGCCAGCUCAGAGAAAUUCUUCAGCACAGCUGCAGUUAAAGUUCCAGAUUUUGGCAUCCAUGUGCUCUCCACCAAUGGCAGCCAGGAGCCUCACGGCCCGGGCCUCCACAAGGUGUCAGGCCUAGAGCGGAGUCAGGAGAGGAGCCAGGAGAGCUGCAGGGACCCUCAACCCCCUGCAUCCAGCAGCCCCAGUCAAUCUUUGCCCCCAAAGCCCCUUCCCCUGCCCCAGCUGCCUCCUCAGCCUUCUGUCCCCCAGGCCCUGUCCCCUCUUCGGACCCAGACGAACGGCCCUUCCCAGGCCCCGGCCUCCACUCACCUGUCUCCACGCUCAGAGGCUCUCCCCAGGCCUCAGACGCCCGCAGCCCUGCCUCUCGCCCAGGGCCAAGAGCCCUCGCCGCCCCCCCCUCCCCGGCCCCAGCACCAGCCUGAUCUGCUGUCCCACCCCCGGCCUCCUCCAACACCGAGCCUCCACCCACACCCGCCAUCACCUGCUCUUCCCACCCAUCACCCACACCAGCAGCAUCCCAGUCUAGCAGGGCCCCAACGGCCCCCAUCACGCUGCCACCCUCGGCCUCUUUCUGCGUACAACGGCCUCAACCUCAACGGUCACAGCAGCAGCAGGAGCAGCACCCCAGGCACCAAGCCCCACGGGCCCCCUGCUCCCUCCUUGCACCUCCCCCACCACCCGCCUCCUCCUGUGGCGGCCGCGGCAGCAGCCUCCCCUUUUCCCCUGCCCUUGGCGGCUAACCAGAGUGGCCCCCACAGCUUCCCCCCUGCCUUGCAGUCCUCGCCGCAUCCUCAUCACCCCAAUAUGUUCGCUCCUCCAGCGGCCUUGCCUCCACCACCACCACUAACGUCUAGCACCCUGCCAGUACCCGGACAUCCUGCUGCUGGGAGUGCCUACUCAGAGCAAGACCUUCUGCGUCAGGAGCUCAACACCCGUUUCCUGGCCUCUCAGAGCGCCGACCGCGGCGCCUCACUUGGCCCUCCUCCCUACCUGCGCACCGAGUUCCACCAGCAUCAGCAUCAGCACCAGCAUCAGCACCAACACACCCACCAGCACACCCACCAGCACACCUUCACGCCAUUCCCCCACGCCAUCAUGCCCACCCCAGCACCGCCCAUGGUGCGUAACCCUGCCAGAAAUUUUGACAAAUACCCCACAAAAGUUGACCCCUUCUACAGACACAGUCUCUUCCACUCGUACCCACCGGCCAUGUCUGGCCUUCCCCCCGUCAUCCCUCCAACCGGGCCCUUCGGCUCGCUGCAGGGCGCCUUCCAGCCCAAGACCUCCAAUCCACUCGAUGUGUCCACGAGACCUGGAGCCGUCCCACACACGUUCUUACAGAAGGACCCAAGGCUAACGGAUCCAUUUCGGCCCAUCCUCAGGAAACCAGGGAAGUGGUGUGCCAUGCAUGUCCACAUUGCCUGGCAGACUUACCACCACCAACAGAAAGUGAAGCAGCAGAUGCAGGUCGACCCUCACAAGCUGGACUUCGGCCUCAAGCCAGAGUUCCUGAGUCGACCUCCGGGCCCGAGCCUCUUUGGCGCCAUCCAUCACCCCAGCGACUUGGCAAGGCCCGCCACGCUCUUCUCUGCUGCAGGUCCUACUCACCCAUCAGCGGGUCCUUUUGGUCACCCACCCCAUCAUCCUGGGAACUUCCUCACCCCGGCAUCUCACUUAGCAGAACCUUUCAGUAGACCUACAUCGUUUGGAGGUCUGGGGUCACUCAGUUCAUCGGCCUUUGGAGGGCUGGGAAACCCAGCACUAAAAUCCCUAACAGCGGCCAACUCGGUGUUCGGCCAUAAAGACGGCCCCAACGCACAGCAGCACUUCAACAACAGCAGCAACAGCAGCCACCAGGAGCCAUGGAACCGUCUGCACCGCACGCCGCCCUCCUUUCCUACACCUCCACCCUGGCUGAAACCGGGAGACUCUGAACGCAGCGCAUCUGCAAACUCACACGAGAGGGACCGAGACUCUGACAAACGGGACUCAUUGAGCAGUAAAGAUGACAAGGACAGGGACUCUGUCGAAAAGCGCCAUCCAAGCCAUCCAUCUCCAGUCCCUGUGAAUCCAAUCAGCCUCCUGGGUCACAGCCGACCUCCUGAGCACCACAGGAACCACCUCCCCCCUGCUCCUGGAGAUCCUCAGAGAGAAAAAGAGAACAAGUCCAAAGACAGGGAGAGGGAGCACUCAGACUCCUGGAAAGACAACGGCACAGACGACCACAAGCUCAAGGACAACCAGCACAGCGAUAAGGAUGCGCCUAUCAUCCAUGAUGGCCGGGUCUCAGACGACAAAGUGUCCAACAGGGGGACGGCUUCGCCCUAUAUCCGGCAGACCAGCCUGGAGCGUCCAAACGGUGGCCUGAGCAGGGAGGUUCUGGAGAAGAAGGUGGAGCUUUCGUAUGAGCACCAGAAGAAGAACAGCGAGGUGAAGGUGAAAGAAGAGAGGAAGGAGGAGCAGGAGGGAGCCCCAGAGAGGGUGAGCGAGCACCCUACACAGGCUCCCUCCACCCCGAACCUCCACCCUCCCUCCUCCAUGCCUGUGCCCAUGGGCAUGGCCGGUGUCCAUCCCAUCAACUCCAUCAGCAGUCUGGAGAGAACUCGAGUAGUGGCGCCCUUCAUGGGUAUCAGCCCCAUCCCCGGAGCGGACAGGUUUCCCUACCCCGCCUUCCACUGGGACCCCAUGAGGGACCCCUACAGGGGCCUGGACAUCCACAGACGGGAUCCUCUUGCUAGGGACCUGCUGCUGCGGAAUGACCCUCUGCACCGGCUCACAGCGCCACGCCUGUACGAGGCUGAGCGCGCCUACAGAGACCGUGAGCCUCAUGACUUUAACCGAGACCAUGCCAACCCGCUGGCCCUGGAGCACCGGAGGGAGCAGGAGCGCGCCCAGCUGGAGGAGCGAGACCGUCUGCUUAGAGAGGACUACGAGCACGGGCGCCUCCAUCCCUCCAUGCACCACCCUGCUCUUGAUGGACAUCUCCCACACCCCGCCCCAGGCCUCAUGGCUCCCGGACUCCCGGGUAUGCACUACUCACGGGUCAGUCCAACGGCUGCAGCUGCUGCUGCAGCAGCAGCAGCCGCAGCCCAUCAGAACGGUAUCCUCACCAAAACCCCACCCACCGCCUCUCUGAGUGCGCCACCCCCUCUUAUCCCAACGCUGGGUGCCCGGCCCGGCUCACCCAGACGGACUACUCCCCUGGGCACAGACAUCAGAGACAGACCGGCUCACAAAGACAUCGAGGCGCGGUGAGCGGAGCCUCAGACUGCUGCCCUGUGCCUCACUAACACUGAACUCACCCAGCACUUAGCUUUGGGCCAAGCCAGACUGUAACAUAGCUGUGAAUAACUUAUGUGGGCCGAGAUGCGCUCACACAUGAAUUGUUUUGUAUUAAACCACAUAAAGACAAUAAUCAAGGAACAAAAAACUGAUUUUUCAAAGAUUUUUUUGCAGUUUGCUCCAGCUUUUUCUGCUCAUCCUCUCUCUUGUACAGCGAUGUGGAGCGGGAAUGAACACUGAGAAUGUACAGGUACUUCAGCACUGACAGACAGCAAAGUGUGUAGAUAAUGUGUACAGUUGCUGUGCUUGCUCUGUAUGGAUUAAAAUCAUGGUACAAAUAUGCAAAAGGAGUUUUGAAAGCUUUACUUUGAACACAUGUAAAUAGAGGAGUAUUACAGCCGUUAUUCAGAAUGUGCUUUUGCAGUUUUUGUUUUUUCGGUUGAAGCAGCUGAUUAGCAUUGUACCACCACAGACCCCAUAUUCAACUAUGCAACAAAAAUCUGGGCUCCCUUUCUGAAAGCUCGCCUUCUUACCACCACCGUGUUUCAAUGAAGGACAAAAAGCUGUAUUCUCUCCACAACUCAGACUUAAAUUAACCAAACCACGCCGGUUUGGCUUCACUAAAAGGAGAAUUUCCUAAAACAAAGAUAUAAUGUGGUGACAAUCCUGAAAUAUAUGAAUAUGGUACUACAUUACCAAGGAUUUCUUGAUGUUAAAAGCCAGCAGCACAAAUAUUUCAACUCUUUUAUUCCCGAUUCUUCCAUGAUUUUUUACUACAAGUCUGGUUCUGGGGAGAAUGCAGCACAUGAAACUACCAGACAGCACAUCCGCCCUCUGAAGGAGUGUAAAGUUCAUGUUUUGGAAAUAGGUUCUGUUGGUCAAACAGUGUAUUAAAGUGCUUUCCUAAGUUGUUGUACCUACAAAAUCAAAAGACAAAAAAAGCCAGUCUGGACAGUUUGUUUCUAAUGAGCAGAGAUCUAUUUUAGUAGUCCACUGAAGGUUUAGUUGUGCGCUUCAAACUGUGAUAUCAUGUCGUGCAGUGUUUUUUAAUACAACAUAAAAAUGUCCACCGGAGCCAUAGUGGUUAGUCAACGCGUAUUGCAAAAAGAUUGUUCAAUGAGAAACUUUUUUUGCUGUUUACCAUGUACAGGGAAAAAAAUGAAGUCUUUCUAGAUCAUGUACAAAAAUGAGAAAAAAUGAAGCGACUGAAUCUUCAGCAUGCUCCUCAUUUAAACUUGUGUUAUGUAAAU
This is a messenger RNA of Cheilinus undulatus (humphead wrasse), 5749 nucleotides long. It is a transcript of the gene auts2a, whose product is annotated as activator of transcription and developmental regulator AUTS2 a. The transcript has 19 exons. The record is from RefSeq and is a predicted model, not a curated record. Lineage: Eukaryota; Metazoa; Chordata; Actinopteri; Labriformes; Labridae. Bases 570 to 4472 code for a protein of 1300 amino acids.